AUGAGUGGAGGAGGGGAUCAGCCUGACAUCCUCAGUGUGGGAAUAUUGGUCAAAGAAAGAUGGAAGGUGUUGAGGAAAAUAGGAGGUGGAGGAUUUGGAGAAAUUUACGAUGCACUGGACUUGCUUACUCGGGAAAAUGUUGCACUGAAGGUCGAAUCAGCUCAGCAGCCAAAGCAAGUGCUGAAAAUGGAAGUAGCUGUGUUGAAGAAGCUGCAAGGAAAAGAUCAUGUCUGUAGAUUCAUAGGAUGUGGACGGAAUGACAGAUUUAACUAUGUGGUCAUGCAGUUGCAGGGUCGGAACUUGGCAGACCUUCGUCGUAGCCAAUCUCGAGGGACGUUCACCAUUAGUACCACUCUGCGGCUUGGGAAGCAGAUUUUGGAAUCUAUUGAAAGUAUUCAUUCUGUGGGAUUCCUGCACAGGGACAUAAAACCAUCAAACUUCGCAAUGGGACGUUUUCCAAGCACCUGUAGGAAGUGUUUUAUGCUGGAUUUCGGCUUAGCACGGCAAUUUACCAACUCAUGUGGGGAUGUCAGACCACCACGAGCUGUUGCUGGUUUUCGAGGAACGGUACGAUACGCAUCAAUCAACGCGCAUAGAAACAGAGAAAUGGGUCGGCAUGAUGACCUCUGGUCUCUCUUCUACAUGUUGGUGGAAUUUGUGGUUGGGCAGCUGCCUUGGAGAAAAAUAAAAGAUAAGGAGCAAGUGGGCUCCAUUAAAGAAAGGUACGAACACAGACUUAUGUUGAAACAUCUUCCUCAAGAAUUCAACGUUUUUCUGGAUCAUAUUUCUAAUUUGGAUUACUUCACAAAGCCUGAUUACCAGCUUCUCAUGUCUGUGUUUGACAACAGCAUGAAAACGUUUGGGGUUAUUGAAAGCGACCCUUUUGACUGGGAGAAGAGUGGAACUGAUGGCUCUCUGACAACAACAACAACUUCAACCACCCCUCAGUUGCACACUCGUCUUACGCCGGCUGCAAUUGGAAUUGCCAAUGCCACUCCUAUCCCAGGAGAUUUGCUGCGGGAAAAUACAGAUGAAGUAUUCCCUGAUGAACAGCUCAGUGAUGGAGAGAAUGUUAUUCCUGUUGGUGUAUCACCAGAGAAAAUACCUGGAUCCCCUGGACAUCAGCGUCCUCAGGAAAAAGAUGUUUGGGAAGAAAUGGAUGCAAACAGAAACAAAAUAAAACUGGGGAUCUGUAAGGCUGCCACAGAGGAAGAAAACAGCCAUGGACCAGGGAAUGGAGUGCUAAAUGCCCCAAGUCUUGGUUCUCCAAUUCGAGUUCGCUCAGAGACCACCCAGUUAGACAGAGAUGUUCCACUGGUGCGAAAGUUGCGCUCCAUUCACAGCUUUGAACUGGAGAAGCGUAUGACCUUGGAGUCUAAGCCCGACACUGAUAAGUUUCUUGAGACCUGUUUGGAGAAGAAGCAGAAAGACUUGAAAGUGGCAGAGACUCCUGUUGCUGCUGUUCCUCCUCUUUCUCAGAAAACAUCUCUUCCUGCUCUUGCGACUGCCCGCACGGACCAUGUUUGGCACUAUGAUGAGGAGUAUCUUCCAGAUGCUUCAAAGCCUGUGUCAGCUAAUUCUCCUGACCAUGCUGAUGGUGUUAUGAGCAAUGGAUUUGUAGCUGUUAACCUAAGCUCCUGCAGGCAGGAGGUUGAUUCUAAGGAAUGGGUGAUAAUAGAUAAAGAACGGGACUUGCAGGACUUCAGGACAAAUGAGGCUUUAGGGCACAAAAUGACUGGAAGUCCCUCAGAUGAAGAACCAGAGGUACUACAAGUUCUAGAGGAGUCCCUUCCAGAAGAGCAGUCCAAAGAGGGUGGUUGGGCAGGAAACAAUGUCCAUGCCAAGAACCAAACUUCAGGUGUGGAGUUUGUUCUCGACAUGGAAUGUCAUCCUGCUGCAUCUGAACAGCUUACAGAUAAAUUGGAACUUCUGUCUGGAGCUGCAGGACAGCUUCUUGCAGCCACCCCUACAAGUCCUAUGGAAGCUCAAGCAGAAGGAGCACUCACUCCGAUAACAAUACCCAGACCUUCAGUGGCAUCCACACAGUCUGCUUCAGAGAGCUUUCACUAUGGCCACCAGCUGGAGAGAAGAGAGCAGGAUGGUCAGUCUGUGGAACAUACCGUGGAACUUUCCUCUCCAAAGGAAAGUUUGCCAGGUUUGGUUGGGACAGAGGAUGCACUUCCAGCUAGUGCGAACAGACCAGAUUUGGUACUUAAUAUUAGCCAAGAGGUGCUUGACAGGGGAGGACUUGUCAAAGAAUCUGUCCUGGAUUGUGUCCAGAAGGACCUACCUGAACACAAUGGGAUACAGGAAGAGAAAGAGCUUGGAAAUAUUCCUGUGGAGGAGGCUGAGGAAGAAGGGCUCCCACUGGUUUCUGAGGAUGGCAUUGAAAUGCUAAGCAAAGAACAGAAUUCUUUGCCAGGAAACUCAAAAUCUGCAGAGGAAGAACCUCCAACAAAUACUGAAGCAGCUCAAGAAUCAAAGUCAAGGCCUGUCUGUUUGGUGCCAAAUCAAGAUGAGGUUCUGAAGUCAAUAGCACCUAAAACAUCAGAAUUGUCUCCCUCAAGACUGAAUAAUGCACAUGUUAAUAGACAGGGAAGCAAAAUAGCAACCAUUCAGGAAAAUGGUUUUCAUUCGGAUAAGGAGGAAGUCCAUAGCCAAGACCUGAAAUGCCACCAAGUGGCCCUUACUACUAUUUUGCAGCAGGAGAAUAAAAAAGAGAAAAAUGCUCCCAGAAAUGGAGAGUUAUUCCAUUGCAUUUCAGAAAAUGAGAGUUCUUAUCGAUCUAAGAAGGACUCCGUUAAAUCUUCUUUUGUAUUCAGGCAGAGUCGAAUCCCAGUUUUAGCACAAGAGAUAGACUCAAUGUCAGAUUCCUCUUCUGUUUCUGCAAAGGAAAAGCUUCUUCUAAAAAAGGCCCAUCAGACAGACUUGGUCAAAUUACUUAUGGAAAAGAGACAGCUCAAAUCUUUCCUUGGUGACCUCUCAAGUGCCUCUGAUAAGUCACUGGAGGAAAAAAUGGCUGCUGCUCCAGUACCGUUUUCUGAGGAUGAUGUCUUAGCUUCGUUUUCUAAAUUGACAUUGGACUCUCAUUUCAGCAAGCAGAAUGAAGAUAGCUCUUUAUCUCCAAGCAGCCCUCAGUCCAGAAAAAGCAAGAUUCCAAGACCAGUGUCUUGGGCAACCUCUGAUCAAGUUACCAGUUCAAGUUCAGCUCAGUUCUUUCCUCGGCCACCACCAGGAAAACCGCCUACUAGACCUGGGGUAGAAGCUAGGUUGCGCAGAUACAGAGUCCUAGGCAGUAGCAGCUCGGACUCAGAUCUUAUCUCUCGUCUGGCUCAAAUCCUGCAGAAUGGAUCUCAAAGACCAAGGAGUUCUACCCAGUGUAAGAGUCCAGGAUCUCCUCAUAGUCCAAAAACGCCACCCAAGAGCCCUGUCAUCCCCCGCCGCAGUCCCAGUGCCUCCCCUAGGAGCUCUUCUUUACCCCGUACUGCCAGUUCUUCUCCGUCCCGGGCUGGGAGAUCCCAUCAUGAUCAGAGGAGUUCAUCCCCACAUUUUGGGAGGAGUAAAUCACCUCCUAGCCAUUCAGGCUCUUCAUCUUCUAGGAGGUCCUGCCAACAAGAGCACUGCUGCAACAAAACGAGCAAGAAUGGUCUGAAAGGAUCUGGCAGUUCUUUCCACCAUUCCCCUAACACUAAGACUUCCACAGGAAAGAGCAAAUCAACUACUAAGCUUAGCAGAUAGGAACUGGGUCUUGACAGGUAUAAAAUCUCCUCCUAAAUCUGAUGCAUGUUGUGUCUGUGUACUGUGUAUUUAAAAAAAUAAUCAAAAAAAAGUAUAUUAAAAAAAGGUGUUGAAUCUGCACAUUUUAAAGAAAGUAGCCAUUGUAAACUAUUCAUGAGAAAGCAUUCUGUGUAAAUAAGUGGCCAGGCUUUGCCUUAGAGCAGGCAGCAAGCAGAUCCACGAAAUGGGAAGUAGAGGCCAGGGUAAGAAUGGCUGGGUAGUCAAAGAGGUGCAAUGUAUUUAGAGUGAAAAAGUAUCUUGAAGGUGAGUGUUUUAAAAUGGUAUUAAUCUCGAUCUGUUUAGUUUCCCUAGUUAGAAGAUUGGGCCUAAUUAUUUAAGGCCUUGCAUACUCGAGGAGUAUGUAAGAAAGCCUGAAACAGUCAUUCCCAAAAUUAUGUCGCUACUUGGGAGAUAAGUACUGCUCAAGCAUUUCUUUGUAGUUUUAAAAAAGCACACACUUUAGAAGAUGAUAUUUCUGCCUUAUAAAUUUCUUCCAUUUUGAGCUGCACUCACCUCUGAGUCACUGAGUGCUUAUUUUGUCCCCUAUUAUGGCACAGAUUUCUUACCUAAGUAUCAUAUACCUUACCUCUUCUUGACACUGAUGAAAUUUAAAAAAAUCAAUAUUUGACAAGAUGUUUUUGUACCAAUAUUAUUUAGAGAUUUGCUUAGCAGUAAUUAGGAUCCAAGAAGCUGGUUUUCAGUUCUAUAUCAUACAGUUUUUUGGGAGUCAUAGUGGGGUUUUUCAAACCACAUUUGAUAGGAUUUGGAAAAGCAUUUCCUCCUAGGAAAUAAGAGAAAGGAGUAGAUAUAUGCCCUUCACUGGAUAUUGUAGAUUUACAGUAAAAUGCAAUAUAAGUUAGAAAUUAAGAACCUUUCUUUACCCCCUUAAUUCAAAUGAAAAAAGAGCCUUUGUUAUUGCUGACUUUUUUUCCCAUUAUUUAUGGAUCACUUUAACCACAGAUCUUGCAAUGUAGAGAUGAUGACCAAUCAAGUUUUGUUUUUUUGGUCAUUUGUUUUCUAAAAUUAUGAAAGAUGAAACAGAGAUGAGGAAAUUAUCUACUUUAGGAACGUGAUAGGUUAGGGGUGAUGGAAAUACACUUAACACCCUUACAAAAUCUGGGUAAGAAUAUUAAUCAUCAAAGCAAAAUAUACAGAAAGAAAUCUGAGAUAUUUUCAUAUCGGAUUAUUGUAAUUCAGUUUCCCAAAUGUGUUUUUGAUAGAGAAGCCUUGUUCACUCUCAGUAAAGUCCAUGGUGUUUAAUUCCUCCAGUUUUAUUAGGUAGUUACUCAGUAACAUCUUGUGCUCUGCAGGAACCCUGUAGGGAAUGAAAGGUGUGGCACCUUUUGCUAUGUUCAUAAAGGCAUAGUGGGUCAGAAUACGGACAGACAAGAACACAAGCCUGAGAAAGAUGCAGCCAGCUCUCCUCCCUAAUGAUUCCUGUUGUGGGGACUCUGGAAGCAUAGGAGACUUGUCAAUUACUGAUCUGCUUGCUGUAGUCAUAUGCCUCUCCAGCCAGCAUCUGUGUUUUUUUAUUUAACCUCUGCCAAAUGAAUAUUUUUGGAUUUAAAAGGGAAUAUUUUGUCUCUGAGCUAACACAUUCUAAUGCUGCAUUAAAGCUGCCCUAGAGCUGCACUGAAUUUCACUUGCUUUGUCAGACUAUGUUGAUUUUUUCCUUUUCUUAUUAUGUAUAUUGUUUCCCAUAUGUAAUGUAGCACAGUGUGGAACCUUAAUUUCAUUCAGGUUUCAAGCACUACAGAUGAAUGCAAUAGGUAGGGUAUACCUGCUUUUUCUGAAGAAACUGUACCAUUGCAAAGUCCUAUUCCUUUGUAUUAUAAUGUAUAAUAGGUGCUAUACCAAUAAUUGCAUGUCCUCAUGGUAAAUUAUAUAAUAUAAAUAUUUAUAUAUACAUAUAUGUAUAUGCUUAUAGAAACUCAUUCUUUCUCAUUUUUCAUUUGUAAUUUAUGGACUACAAAUAGUACAGUUCCCUUUCUGUUAGCUCCUGUAUACUUACCUCUUCUAUUCUCCCCUGCACCCCUGCCAAAAAAAUCUGGAAUGCACAAAUUCUAAUAGCCUUUAUACCUUGGUACAAAAUUGAAGGACUGCUGAUUUCUCAACCAGCCAAUGUUUUGUGUUGCAGCUUGGGGUUUUUUUUUUUAUUUCUAAUUUCAUGUGCACAUUUGCAUAUGGAACAAGAACAAAGACUCAAAAGGUAUUUUUGUUUUUUAUUACAAAUAGGUCUUGCUCAUUUUUAUUUCAUUAUGUGAGUUCUAAAUUGUGAAUACUUGUCAUAUAGGAACAGUGACAGUCUAUGAAUACCUAAUGGUUGAAUGUGACAACAACAAAUUCCAUUUUUUCUUUCCUGUUUUCUACAUGUUUCCUUAUGGUAUACCAUAAAAAAGAAUUUGGUCACAUUGUGAUGUUUUUGUCCUGGGCACUUGCUGGAAUUAUUUGUUAAGGUGGUGUGGCAGCAUAUGAUUAUUUUUCCUUAUUUCUGAAAAGCAUUUAUUAUCAUCAUGUAAGUUUAUUCCUAUGUUACAUUGUCAGUUUUCAUAAGUACUAACUUUUUGCAUCCUUGCCUAAAAAUGCUGAAGUUGAGGUGUUUAUAUUUUUUCUCUAGUGUAACAGCAUCCAGAAAUGGUAACUGCUCUACAGGUGAGAAAGCACAUAACACCUCUGUUAUGUUGUCUUCAAAGUACAGGCUUGUCCAUUGUUUAACAUUACUAUGUAAAAUAAACCAAUGCUGUAGAAAUUCA
This is a messenger RNA of Agelaius phoeniceus (red-winged blackbird), 6530 nucleotides long. The record is from RefSeq and is a predicted model, not a curated record. Lineage: Eukaryota; Metazoa; Chordata; Aves; Passeriformes; Icteridae.